GCAGGUCCGCGGGGAGGGGCGGCCUGCCGCAGGGCCCACCCCGGGGCGUUCCUGAAGGGCGCCCUCGGCGGCCCCGCCGCCCCCCAGAUGUACUAUGCGGUUUCCCAGGCGCGCGUGAACGCGGCCCCCGCGACCAUGCUGCGGCCACAGCGGCCCGGAGACGUGCAGCUCGGGGCGUCCCUGUACGAGCUGGUGGGCUACCGGCAGCCGCCCUCCUCCACGUCCUCCGCCUCCUGCUCUCCCGCGGCGCCCCUCCUCCCCAAGGCGGCGCGCGAGAAGCCGGAGGCCACCGCCGAGCCGCCGGGCUCGGGACCCGGGUCCGGCGCGCACGCGGGCGGCGGCUCCCGGGCAGACGCCAAAGAAGAGCAGCAACAGCAGCUGCGGCGCAAGAUCAACAGCCGCGAGCGGAAGCGCAUGCAGGACCUGAACCUCGCCAUGGACGCGCUGCGCGAGGUCAUCCUGCCCUACUCGGCGGCGCACUGCCAGGGCGCGCCGGGCCGCAAGCUCUCCAAGAUCGCCACGCUGCUGCUCGCCCGCAACUACAUCCUGCUGCUGGGCAGCUCGCUGCAGGAGCUGCGCCGCGCGCUGGGCGAGGGCGCCGGGCCCGCCGCGCCGCGCCUGCUGCUGGCCGGCCUGCCCCUGCUCGCCGCCGCGCCGGGCUCCGUGCUGCUGGCCCCGGGCGCCGUGGGGCCGCCCGACGCGCUGCGCCCCGCCAAGUACCUGUCGCUGGCGCUCGACGAGCCUCCGUGCGGCCAGUUCGCGCUCCCGGGUGGCGCCGCGGGCGGCGGCGCGGGCGGCCCGGGCCUCUGCACCUGCGCCGUCUGCAAGUUCCCGCACCUCGUCCCGGCCGGCCUGAGCCUGGCGGCCGUGCAGGCGCAGUUCACCAAGUGAGACCCGGCCCGGGCUCGGGGCGCCACCUCGGCCCGGCCACUCGCGCCCCCGAGCCCUGCGCCCGGGGAGAGCCGGACCGAGCCAGGAGCGCAUUUCGAACCUUUUCAUCCAGAAGAAGGGACUGUCGCGCGUGCCCUUCCCGGCCCCCACCGCGGGGACGUCGGUGACCCAAGCGGAUGUUGG
Messenger RNA from Talpa occidentalis (Iberian mole), 1074 nucleotides. It is a transcript of the gene OLIG1, whose product is annotated as oligodendrocyte transcription factor 1. Bases 88 to 891 code for a protein of 267 amino acids. Gene Ontology annotation, molecular function: protein dimerization activity. The record is from RefSeq and is a predicted model, not a curated record. The transcript has a single exon. Lineage: Eukaryota; Metazoa; Chordata; Mammalia; Eulipotyphla; Talpidae.